CUCACGGCCUCUCCUUUACUUAAAUAUCUCACCCUCAACUCUAUUUUUUUUUAACUCCUGCUCCAAUCAAGCAUUUCUAGCUAUGAAAAUGAGGCAAGGGUAUCUUUGGGCGGCUUUCUGUUUGUGGGCUUUGACAUUUCCUCUUCUUCAAGCUUCCUCCGAUGGCUUGGUGAGAAUUGGAUUGAAGAAGUGGCGCUUAGAUUAUAAUAGGAUUAGAGCUGCCAGAAUGGCAAGAAGGGCAAAAUCAAUUGGGGGUGUUGUAAAGAGCAUGUAUCAAGGUUUAGGUGAUUCAGAUGGAGAGUCAGUGCUCCUAAGGAACUACAUGGAUGCCCAAUACUAUGGAGAGAUUGGCAUUGGAACACCACCCCAGAACUUCACCGUUGUAUUUGAUACUGGCAGUGCCAAUCUUUGGGUCCCCUCUACCAAAUGCCAUUUCUCAAUUGCCUGCCUUUUCCAUUCCAAGUACAACUCAAGGCUGUCCACAACAUACAUUGAUCUGGGAAAAGAAGGUGAAAUACAUUAUGGGUCUGGAUCAAUUUCUGGUGUCUUCAGUCAAGAUAACGUUCAAGUUGGGAGUAUGGCUAUCAAAAAUCAAGUUUUUAUUGAGGCUACACGAGAGGCAAGCCUUGUAUUCGUAUUGGGAAAGUUUGAUGGGAUUCUUGGGCUCGGUUUCGAGGAAAUUGUUGUUGGGAAUGCCACACCAGUUUGGUACAAUUUGCUUCGGCAAGGUCUUGUGCAAGAAGACAUCUUCUCUUUCUGGCUAAACCGGGAUCCACAAGCCACCGAUGGAGGUGAGAUUGUUUUUGGUGGUGUCGACAAGAGACACUUCAAGGGGCAGCACACUUAUGCGUCAAUCACUCAAAAGGGUUACUGGCAGUUUGAAAUGGGAGAGUUUCUUAUUGGAUACCAAUCAACAGGCUUUUGUGAGGCAGGUUGUGCAGCUAUUGUAGAUUCAGGAACAUCCUUAAUUGCUGGCCCAACGGCGAUCGUGACUGAAAUCAACCAUGCAAUUGGAGCAGAAGGAAUCGUGAGCCAGGAAUGUAAAGAAGUAGUUUCCCAAUACGGAAACAUGAUAUGGGAUCUUCUAAUAUCAAGGGUACAACCUGAUGCAGUAUGUUCACAGAUUGGUUUAUGUAACUUCAAUGGGUCUCAGAUUGAGAGCCCACGAAUCAAGACAGUGGUUGAGGAAGAAGACGCGAGAGGAACAAAAGUUGGGAAUGAAGUUUGGUGCACUGCUUGCGAGAUGACAGUGAUUUGGAUCCAGAACCAGCUAAAACAAAGAAAAACAAAGGAGAUAAUAUUCAGCUAUGUAACUGAGCUCUGCCAGAGUCUGCCAAGUCCAAUGGGAGAAUCAGUAGUUGACUGCGGUAGAGUUCCCUACAUGCCAGAUGUUACAUUCACCAUUGCAGAUAAGCAUUUCACCCUGACCCCAAAAGAGUAUGUUCUAAAAACUGGUGAAGGCAUUACAACCGUCUGCCUCAGUGGAUUUAUUGCUUUGGAUGUGCCUCCUCCUAGGGGUCCUCUGUGGAUUCUUGGAGAUAUAUUCAUGGGGGUUUAUCACACUGUAUUUGACUAUGGUAAUCUCCAAGUGGGUUUUGCUGAAGCUAUGCAGUGACUCUCCAAUCUCCAACAGUCUCCUUACAUUUAUUUACUGAUCAUCUGUUGCUUCUGAGUAAAGCUUAUAGGGCAUUUAUUAUGCAGAUUGUGAUCCCAGUUGUCAUAGGUUAUUAAUAAUGUGUGUGCAUAAAUGUAAUGUUCAUAUAUUUGCGAGAAAAUACAGGUCAUUCAAUGUUUUAACUUCA
Molecule: messenger RNA, 1802 nt
Organism: Vitis riparia (riverbank grape)
Lineage: Eukaryota; Viridiplantae; Streptophyta; Magnoliopsida; Vitales; Vitaceae
Product: cyprosin-like
Exons: 14
Coding region: 83-1615 (510 amino acids)
Biological process (GO): lipid metabolic process; proteolysis
Molecular function (GO): aspartic-type endopeptidase activity
Source: RefSeq, a predicted model, not a curated record